AGUUCAGUGUAACGAUUUGUUUUUUAACAUAUAAAAUAUUCUUAAAUAUUGUAUAAACAUGAUAUCAAAGAGUAUUUAUAUACUUGUAUUAUGUUCAUUUUUCAGCUUCAUACACGCUUGGAAAGCCCAUAGUAUAAAUAAUGGAGAAGAGGGUACUGCUGCCAUGACACAAAACACGUAUUCUAAUGGAUGGCAGAUGUGGCAGCUCCCAGCUUGGGAUUGGCUUGGCAACAUCUUUCAGUUGGGAAACGGAGUGGGAUUCGAAAAUAAGGCAAUAAUCAAUAUGGGAAACGAUUUUUAUACUUCAAGAGUUCUUAACCACUAUUUAAAAAUGAUCGCUACUAGAGAUAUAGGUAUUAAGAUGAUGACGUCGUAG
Zerene cesonia (dogface butterfly) is the source of this 376-nucleotide messenger RNA. RefSeq lists its product as uncharacterized. The coding region runs from base 59 to 376 and encodes 105 amino acids. The record is from RefSeq and is a predicted model, not a curated record. The transcript has 5 exons. NCBI's taxonomy places the organism in Eukaryota, Metazoa, Arthropoda, Insecta, Lepidoptera, Pieridae.